UAUCCAUAUAAUCUUAUCUUUACGAAGAAAUUUUCGAGAUAGUAAAUGAGUCAAGACUGUCCGAUAACACAAAUAUAGGACUGAAGUUGGUAUAUUAUCGUAGAGUAACACACGUAAAGAAAGGAAUUACAAAUAAUGGAUCCAAAACUAGACAAUAGACCAUACUUUGGUUUCCCUCCACCACCGAUGCCGGACAUAUACUUCGCUCCAGUGCCAGUACUUCCACCAUAUCCCCAUCCGGGACUAGAUGCACCAUCAGCGGACUUCGUUGAAGUUUUGGAUCCUCCACCCAUCGACUGGGUUCCGGCAACACCCAGUACUGCAUACACCUUGGCGAGCCGCGCCUUCAUAACUGGCAGAGAAGGCUGGGAUAAGAGCCCAUUGUGGACUAUCCGUGUACACCGGGAUGAGAACCUGAUACCAGGAAAACUGGCCAUAUCACACGGUACAGCAUACAUCCCCUUCAACGGCAAAGAAGUAUCAGUACAAGAGUUCGAGGUUUUGUGCGCAGCGAGCGAUGUCUUAGAAUGGGUCUCCACAAGCAACGAUCAGAUUCCCGAGCAUGCUCUCCCAGCUGGUAACACCCAUAUAGGAGAACCUCUGUACGUUGGUAGAGUUAAACACAGGGGAUCUCUUACGCCUGGCAAGGUUCAUCCGAGUCAUGGCUGUUGCUACAUAUCAUUCGGUGGUUCGGAAAUCGCGUACAAACGCUACGAAAUACUAUGCGAAGUGCCUCAAUAAAAUUCUACUUUUUGAUAUUAUGUUGAAAUUAAAGGUUUACAUCUUUUUU
Messenger RNA from Leptidea sinapis, 790 nucleotides. RefSeq lists its product as uncharacterized. Bases 136 to 741 code for a protein of 201 amino acids. Lineage: Eukaryota; Metazoa; Arthropoda; Insecta; Lepidoptera; Pieridae. The record is from RefSeq and is a predicted model, not a curated record. The transcript is spliced from 5 exons.